AAAACAAAAUAAAAAUAAAUUGAUAACUGAUCAAUUUUAAUACCAACAGAAUUAUAAGGUGGGCUCAUCAAAAGAAAAAUCCCAAUCUUAAAACUGAAAGUUUAAAGUUUAAUGAUGUAAAAAUAAAGAAAAAGUAAAAUUUCUUAACCACCGCGUAUUUUUCAAUCCUUUGCUAACUAGGAACAGAAAACAUGUAAAUGCACUAUAAAUAUUCCUCUUACUCGAAAACAAUUGAGGGGGACUGUCAGGUGCUGAUUCAUAAGCUGACAUACAUGCAAAUGUCCUAAAGAAUAAAGCAAUUGUCAGGAACGCACAGUUCACCUAAAGUUCCAAGACCACCUGCUGAAAACCGGUCACAGGCGAUCAGCCUGGAGGCGACCCACCACACCGCACCCCGCCCCCGCGCCGGCAUCCUGCUACUGCGCAUGCUCAGUGUCGGAGCUUGAGCGUGGGACGCCCUGGAGAAAGAUGGCGGCGCCCAGCGUCUGCACUCCGCUGCACGGGCAUGUGGGCCGCGGCGCCUUCACCGAUGUGUACGAGCCUGCAGAGGACACGUUCCUGCUCCUGGAUGCUCUCGAGGCGGCUGUAGCCGAGCUCACGCGAGUGGAAAUAUGCCUUGAAGUAGGGUCAGGGUCUGGAGUGGUAUCCACGUUCCUAGCCUCCAUGAUAGGUCCUCAAGCUUUGUACAUGUGCACUGACAUCAACCCUGGAGCGGCCGCUUGCACCCUGGAGACUGCACGUUGUAACAGAGUUCACAUACAGCCCAUAAUCACAGAUUUGGUCCAAGGCUUGCUACCAAGAAUGAAGGAAAAAGUUGAUCUUCUGGUGUUUAAUCCCCCCUAUGUAGUGACUCCAUCUGAGGAGGUAGGAAGUCACGGAAUAGAAGCGGCCUGGGCUGGUGGCAGAAAUGGUCGCGAAGUCAUGGACAGGUUCUUUCCAGUGGUUCCAGAUCUCCUCUCGCCAAGAGGGUUAUUCUACUUGGUUACUAUUAAGGAAAACAAUCCAGAAGAAAUUCUGAGAACAAUGAGGAUGAAAGGCCUGCAGGGGACCACUGCCCUCUCCAGGCGCACAGGCCAGGAAAUGCUUUCAGUCCUGAGGUUCGCCAAGUCCUGAUACCAUGUCUGCUCCAGGUGAUACUUGAUCUGUUAUAGUUAAUGUACAUGACUACAUAUCAUACUGAAUAUAAUUAUCGUAUUGUGUACAUGUAUUUAUAAGAUGAAUGUAUUUGCCAUAUUUUGAAAUUGAAAUAAUUUCUUGCUUAACGCGUAAAAUUGUCAGAAAUGGGUCACAGGGAGAAAGGGGGAAGGGUACGGCACUUCCUUCCACCCAGGAGUCAAGCCUACAACAGCAUUUGCGUAAGUGCAAGGAAAUAUAUACAUUACAUAUAACUUGUUUCUAUAUAUAAAUGAUAUUUACAUUAUACAUAAAAGGAUAUGCACUUCAGCAUUACCUAUAAGGGUAAAAGAAGGGAAUCAACCUAUCUGAUCAUUAUUUAAGGGGCUGGUAAGAUCGAUCGCAGUGCAUCCAUCAUGACACUGCACGCAAGCCACAUCCAGCUGUUGAGUGAGUCGGAUCUGUGGGUCCUGAACCGGCAGGGUACUCAGGAUGUACCACUGAAUAAACAAGCAGCAAGUUAC
Phyllostomus hastatus (greater spear-nosed bat) is the source of this 1637-nucleotide messenger RNA. It is a transcript of the gene HEMK2, whose product is annotated as N-6 adenine-specific DNA methyltransferase 1. NCBI's taxonomy places the organism in Eukaryota, Metazoa, Chordata, Mammalia, Chiroptera, Phyllostomidae. The coding region runs from base 469 to 1113 and encodes 214 amino acids. Gene Ontology annotation, cellular component: eRF1 methyltransferase complex. Gene Ontology annotation, molecular function: S-adenosylmethionine-dependent methyltransferase activity; protein methyltransferase activity; nucleic acid binding. The transcript has 6 exons. Gene Ontology annotation, biological process: methylation. The record is from RefSeq and is a predicted model, not a curated record.